This is a messenger RNA of Vespa crabro (European hornet), 2214 nucleotides long. RefSeq lists its product as uncharacterized. NCBI's taxonomy places the organism in Eukaryota, Metazoa, Arthropoda, Insecta, Hymenoptera, Vespidae. Bases 533 to 1852 code for a protein of 439 amino acids. The transcript has 5 exons. The record is from RefSeq and is a predicted model, not a curated record.
UCGUUUUCAUUCUUUUUCCUUCUUGUUUGAGUAUAGCAUGCUCGUUAUAUCCUGAUUGUUUAAAACCUCGACCAAUAACAACUACCGAUGAAGAAUACAGCGAAGUACAAAAUAGAGGCGUACAAUUUCAAAAAUGUCUCCAACAAGAACCCAGCAUUUUUGAUGAUGAUUCAUUCAGCAUUCAAUCUUACGAAUUCGUAAGAACAAUGGAUGUUGGCUGCGAAUGUAAAGUAGAAAGAAAGCACGACGAAUUAGACGAAAGCAAUAGUAAUUAAUUUAAUUAUUCGUCAAUAAGUUCUUUCCACGUUUAACAUCUCUUUUAUCUAUUCACAAAGAUCGAUCUUUAGAUUAUCAGGAAGAAUUGGAUUACGAAGAUUAUUCGAAUAUAUCGUUCGAUUCAUUUUUAAAUAUUCUGAAAAAGUUAAUAACUCGUAAUGAAACAACUGAUUAUUUAGAGAAUAUAAACAUUACCGAACCAAUUUACUCUAGCAAGCCUAAAUGUGGAGACUUAUGUGAAGAUCCUACGAGUAGCAUGUCGUCGAAGAAAGAUAAGUGCAUUGAUUGUACUUGCGAGUUUGAUUCCCAAGUCAUGUCUCCCAAUAAAAUUGAAAUAAUAAACGAACAAUCAUAUUCGGUUGAAAAUUUUGAAAGUAUGAGUAUGGAAAUUGGUUCGAAGAAGGAUGUUGGUACAUCCACGUAUUCGAUUUCUGUAUUCAGCCAAAUUACUUCUACGUUACAAAUAAAAUCAACGAAAACUCAAAAGUUAUCUUGUUCGACUCAAUGCGAAAUCGGGCCUGAGUGCAAAUUGUCUUUCAAUACCGGAAGCCAAGCAACGUCUGUAUCUGAUACGCAGAAAAGAAUAAAGAAACAGGAUCAUAGUAACUCGGAAGAGUUUUGCCCGUGCAAAUGCGGAUACUUUUUAGAAGGCGAAUCUACUUGUUCCUGUGAAUGUAUACGAUAUUCUAAUUCACCGUGUAUAGCUCCAAAUGAUUUAGAAAAAGUUAAAAAAAAGGCGAAGCGUACAAUUAGUCCUACAAGCGAUCUUAAAAUACCAGAUCAGAAGAGCUCUGGAUCAAAUAAGCCUACAAAAUCGGAGAAGAGUAAUUACGAAAUCAAUUGUCAAUUUUGUAGUUGCAGUGAAUACUCAAGUGUGAGCAUUCCGAUAGAUCCAAUAGUGAAACGAAUGAAUAACAUAAUUGAUGGUCAAGAUACGAUAUCCGAUUCACAGGGCAAAUGUGAGAGCAAUUGCAAACAUUCAAAGGAUGAUAAGCAAUUUGACUUGGAAGAAGAAGCGCGAAAAUUGCAACAGAAAAUCGAAUCUUAUAAAAAAGAGAACGAAUAUUUUCGUGAAUUAAUACAAGCUUGUAGUAGCUGUCAGAAGAACACAGAAAUAUUGUCCUGUCUUCCACCAAUUAGGGCAACGUAUUCCGGACUCGCAACUGCAAUCGAGAUCUUACAAAGUAAGUGCCGAAGCAAAGACAGCAUGAUAGCCAUUUUAGCAGAAGGAUUACGUGGCGUUGUCAAUUAUGCUCAAAUAGCCAAAAAUUUAGCCGCACCCUGUCUCGAAUAUACGUAUUGGGAUUUUGAUCGGUCUGCUCUUUAUACGUAUUUGCGUAAAACCAUGAGCAGACUUUCUGUGGAAAAAAGAAUAAGUUCGACAUUAUCGUCAAAUGAAACGGUGAAAGAAGAACACGACAAAGCUUUUCUUGAUUCGUCUUGCGACGACACUGUACCACCAUCACCGACAGAUUUCAAAGUCGUACAAGAAUUCUGCAAAUGUCUUUUACUCUCGUGGAAGAUACCCGAAAAUCUUGAAAAUGUUGCUGGUUAUCGGAUUUACGUUAAUGGGUAAAUGUUACUUUCUUCGUGAACAAGAGAUCGAGACGAUCAAGACUUCUUGAUUUUCUUAGAAAUUUGGCGACCAACGUGAGAUCUUCAACAAGAACGGAAACCAUUUUAGGAUUCAUGGAUUCCACGAAAUCCACGGAAUUAAAGUUGCAUAGCUUUAAUAAAAAUGAUAUAUUAUCCGAUCCAGUCACGAUAGCUUAUUCCUCCAACAACGUGAAUAACGAUAGCAAUCAUUGACUUUCAAGAUUGACUUUCAGUUUUCCUACUGAUACGAUUAGCUUUCCAUGUCGUGGAAAAGAAACAGAAUAUAUUCAUUCGAUGUCCACUUAUCCUUUUAUGUUUCCAAACUAUUUCACCUUACCAAGU